Durusdinium trenchii is the source of this 606-nucleotide messenger RNA. NCBI's taxonomy places the organism in Eukaryota, Dinophyceae, Suessiales, Symbiodiniaceae. The record is from the annotation of a GenBank genome assembly.
AUGGGUGUCUCCCAUCGAAUCUUCGCCAUAGCGCGGCGCGCCCCUCGACGGUCCUUCGGAGCCUUGGGACCGCAUGGUCUACGAGCAGGCUUCUCUUCCCGGCCUGCACACUGGGAUGAGGACCCAGACUGUUUGCUGGCAACGCAGAAGCCGGGCCAGGUUGAUUUGACCCACUGGAUCCACUCAGUGCUUGGCAAACCGCUUCAACGCAGUGAUGCCGAGCAGGCCCGCCAGCGCUUCUGGCUGACCAGGGAGCAACGCUGCCAGGGCCACAACACGAUGCCUGAUGAUUCGUGGUGGACACUUCUGCAGAGCAUUGUUGCACGGAGGGCACCCGUAAAGGCCACUGCAGCAUUUCUUCUCUAUUGCUCUGGGAUCACUCUGGCCUUUGAGAAUCUCAGGAACUUCUCGACCACCGGGCAGCCAGUGGUGGUGGAUGAGGUCACCCACGUGGCACCUGAACCGCAGACGAGAGAGCGCGAGCAACGCAGGGUGAUUGGUGUGAACAUCACCCAGGUACAAUAUGUCAUGGCCAGUCAUGACGUGAUGCAAACGUGCACGGGCUUUAUUGCUACGGCCUGGCGACUCACGGGGCGCUCUUCAUGA